AGGAUACCGUUCCUUUUCAGUGUUGCCGAAGUUUUGAAAAAUGCAGAAUCCAACACCAGCAGAGAACAUUUAUUAUAUAUAUGAUACGUUAUAUGAUAUACGUUAUCUGACACUAGUGCCAGAGAACGUAAAAAUAUACGUUCUCUGGUACAAUAUCUGUGCUACCCUUAAGAAAAUUUUAAAGUUAAUCUGAAUUCAUAUGGAAAUUUUACUGUAUAGUAUCUUUAUUUUACAUUUAGGUGUUUAGCGCCAAAUCAUUUUGGCUUUACACAUGUGAAUGCAGUCUACAAUACAUUACAGUACUUUCUAAACUGCAUAGAAUCCAAAAAUUAUUAAAAAUGGAACAUAGCAAUUAUUCGCAUUGUAAACAAACACAGCUGUUUUAAUGUUGGCGCAAAAUUUGUAAAAUUGUUUUUUUGUAAUAUACGCUUAAUAGUUACUACAGAAAAUAUGAGUGAAUUGGAAAUGGAGGUAGAUUUAGAAGAAAACGAAGAAAAACCAUAUGUGCGAACGUUGGAAGAUGUCCAAAGUAUCAUUAAAUAUGCCAAGUUGGAUGCUAAGAACCUCACACAAGUUACACAAGCACUUUACUACCCAUCUACAAUGGACGACGAUAAUUUGAAACUGCUAGAGUUGGAUACACAUAUGCAUCAGCAGAUACGUCUUGGUCAGACGCUAUAUUUUAAAGGGGGUCAUAAUGAAAAAAUUGUGCUAUGUAGUGAAGAGAAAACGUAUGACGUGAAAGCCGCAGAGAUAUCUAAUAGUCUAUUAUUGGUGCCGGAUUUGAAAUUCGCCGCUGCUACCAGCACAUCACCAUUAAAGAGUCCUCGCGCCGGCACUUCUUCACUUGAGACAAGUUUGAAUGAUGAUGAUGACGACAUUUCGGUUGAUCGAGCAUUGGAGCAGCGCAAAGUACUUAAAAUUUUUCACGAGUAUUUUGAAUGUCGCGAAAUAAGACCACGUUACCGAAAGAUAUACGAAUUGCUGCAGUUGACUCGUUAUUCUGGACCCGAAAACGAGGAGUAUAUUGAUCGCAAAUUGCUAUUCACAUAUAAUCAACUGUUGGACACAGUGCAAUGUAGUCGUAAGCAAUUCGACGAAGGCUUAAUACAAUUUCGUGCUGUAGAAUUCGAAGGACGCAUGCGUGUACUCGAAUGUGAAUAUGAAAUGCGUAUUGUGAAUUUUAUGCUGGGAUUGUUGAGUGAAAAUUCGUGGGCUUUAGAUGAAGUGGAAUAUGGAGAGACUUUGUCGGCUUUGGAAGGAAUCGCGCCAUCUGAAAUUGUAAAAGAACUUUUCCGAAUUUACACAGUGCCGACUGAUGGCAAAGAAGGGAAAUAUACUUAUAAAGAGAGCCUUGUUGCACGUAUCAUUGCACAGAACAUAUUGCAACCAGAGUUAAAGUUUCGUAAAGAUGAAUUUAUGAGCACUUGGCAAGAAGCAUUGCCAGAGGGCAUGUGUUGUGAUGAGAAAUUUUUACGAGGUCUGGGCAUUAUUGAUAGGGAGGGUAGCACCACUUGCGUCCGAUCGCUUGUCGAAGAGCUCAUGCCAACAAAUAUUCACGAAAGAAUGCGAAUUUUGUUCAAGAAUAAAACGCGUUGGACAAAAGAAGAAAUGGAGCCUUAUAUUGAAUGUUUUAGUACACCUACCCUUUCUGUGUCUACUUUAUUGGCCAAACAUGCACGCUCUCUUACGGAGAAUGGUGUGCGCUAUUUCGUAUCAAAACACUGAUUUAUGUUUAGUUUAUUUAAUAAUUAUUUUCAAAACAUGAUAUAUUAAAUAAUUGUGUAUUUUAUGCUA
Bactrocera oleae (olive fruit fly) is the source of this 1797-nucleotide messenger RNA. Its product is annotated as sister chromatid cohesion protein DCC1. NCBI's taxonomy places the organism in Eukaryota, Metazoa, Arthropoda, Insecta, Diptera, Tephritidae. Gene Ontology annotation, cellular component: chromatin; Ctf18 RFC-like complex; chromosome, centromeric region. Gene Ontology annotation, biological process: maintenance of mitotic sister chromatid cohesion; mitotic sister chromatid cohesion. The record is from RefSeq and is a predicted model, not a curated record.